GAGCAAAAGGUGAGAACUUGCGCUGAGCAUUGAGCUCUUCAAGGGUAUAAAAGCCUGCCAUGCUUCCCAGCAUCCCCCAUCUCAUUCACGACCCUUCGGCUUCCUCUCACGUAGCCUCUUUCCACUCUCUUCAUUCCACUCUUUACAGUCUUUUCCUAGUCCAAGUCCCAGCCAUCCCCAAUGGCCCGCUUCCUCGCCCUCGUCUCUCUCGCCCUCGCUCUCAUCGUCACCGCGACGCCCACCCCCGAGCGCCGCCUCACCCACGUCCCUCGCGAGGCGACCAAGCUCGCGGCAGACCCCGAGACCGGCACCAUCUACCUCUUCAACAGCCGCGACGAGCCGAUCGGGUCCAUGGAUGGCGAGGCUGCGGAGACCAUUCAUCGCCGCGCAGGUGGCUGCUCUGACAUCAGCGCCGAUGAGGUGCAGAAGCUUCCCGGCUGGGGCAAGCUGAAGGACACGGCGAACUCGAUGUGGGGCGAUUAUCAGCGCGAGAUCAAGACGAACAACCCGGAUUUCCCCGACAAACCGGCUGCUGUCUGCAUCACGAACAACGACGUCGACAUCACGAUCAACGGCGACCCGCAGUGCACGACCCAGUCGCAGUCCAUCGGCGGCUCCGUGGACGGCACCAACGGGACCGUCAUGCUUCAGCAGACCGAGGGCACCGUGUAUACCCUCGAGACCACCACGACUACCCAGGCCUCCGUCGCGCUCGGAAUCUCCGCCUCCGCGACGUUCAAGAUCCCGGAGGUCGCGGAGGACACGUUCAGCACGUCGCUCACGACGACGGUAACCAACACCCUUGGGAAGACUGAGUCCUCGAGCAGCAACCAGCAGACGACGUCGACCGUGACCGCGCAGCAGAAGGAUGGCCAGACGUGCAAGCUUGACUUCGAAACCAAGACCUGCACCACUAAGGGCUCCGGCCAGCUGCCCUUCGUCGCCUCCGGCUGGGUCUGGUUUGUCUAUAAGAACAAGACCAAGGACCACUGGAACUGGGCCCUCCUUAUGGAGGCCUACCUCGACGAGGGCGAGCGCUCGACCUACAUGAACUUCGACUCCGCGGUCGGCACGGAGACGAAGUCACAGUACAACGUUGUGUGCCAGUGAGCCGAUGGGUGCCGGUGAUCUCCCUUCUGAACAGGGAGGUACACACAUCCUGAACGCGAAUCCGCGCGUCUGUCGAUGGGCAAGCAACAAGCAACGGCGGACCGAUCUUGGCGAGAGGGCUACGAAUGUUUCUUAUCCUAUUUAUUGAUACG
This is a messenger RNA of Schizophyllum commune H4-8, 1262 nucleotides long. RefSeq lists its product as uncharacterized. The transcript is spliced from 8 exons. NCBI's taxonomy places the organism in Eukaryota, Fungi, Basidiomycota, Agaricomycetes, Agaricales, Schizophyllaceae. The coding region runs from base 181 to 1110 and encodes 309 amino acids. The record is from RefSeq and is a predicted model, not a curated record.